AUUUGUAGAAACAGAGGAUUACAGAGGACUAUGUGGUUGAACAGAAGAUGAGAAAAAGGGAUAGAUGGGAGAUUGUGUUAUCCUUUGUUGCUGCUGCGAGUGCUUUCUACUACAAGUCUUUAUCUUCGUCUUCUUCAAGAUUCCUUGUAAAGUUGCACAUAAAAUGAAGAGAUUUGUGACCAGAAGGCUUCGAGGAAAGAAGAGAAGAGACGCGCAAAUCUUCCUACCGACAAAGGAGGAAGAUUGCAGAGAGGAGCCUGAGUCAAGAUUAAGUUGCAUGGAAGACAUUGAGGAGAUGAUGCAGGAAUUUUCCAUGGAAGGAGAGUUUGUGUUUGGGAGUUUUUGGAGACAAGGGGACUCUGCAAAUGAUUUGGAUUUCGGAAACUCACGAUUCGAAAUAACUAAUUACAGAGAUCAUCAGUCCUUGUCCUUUCUCAUUACAGAAGAUGUCUUAUUGGAUUCAAGAAUCCACAUAAUGAAGCGUUAAGAGGACUGAAACAAUGCGGUAAUUA
Messenger RNA from Capsella rubella, 512 nucleotides. RefSeq lists its product as uncharacterized. The transcript is spliced from 2 exons. The record is from RefSeq and is a predicted model, not a curated record. NCBI's taxonomy places the organism in Eukaryota, Viridiplantae, Streptophyta, Magnoliopsida, Brassicales, Brassicaceae. The coding region runs from base 65 to 487 and encodes 140 amino acids.